Messenger RNA from Gossypium raimondii (Peruvian cotton), 1224 nucleotides. RefSeq lists its product as uncharacterized. Lineage: Eukaryota; Viridiplantae; Streptophyta; Magnoliopsida; Malvales; Malvaceae. The record is from RefSeq and is a predicted model, not a curated record. The coding region runs from base 109 to 1050 and encodes 313 amino acids. Gene Ontology annotation, molecular function: hydrolase activity. The transcript is spliced from 3 exons.
AUUUUGUCCACAAAUACCAAAAAUAUCUAUCUUCAAUCAAUUCAUCGGUUUCUUAGCAUUGCGCAACACUGCAACUCCCACCCGCCUUCUUUCACUCUCACACUACAUAUGGGGUUGGCUUCAGCCACCACCAUCUCCUCCUCCUCCUCCUCCUCCUUGCUCUCCGCCUCCCUAUGCCCUGCCAGAAGAGGCUUUCUUCCGCCCUGCCAUCAUCACUUCUUCUUCCUCUCAACUUUUAGUAAAUGCAAUUUGAAUUGGAAAAGAUCAUCAGGAAAGAAGAGAGGUGAAAGAGUAAGGUGUAGUGCAGUGGGAGUGGGAGUGGGAGUGGAAGAUGAAGCAUGUGAAUUAGUGAAUGGAGUUGAGCUUUCAAUUGGGGAAGGAGAUGAUAACAUCCAAGCUUAUCUCUUUAAGGCAGUGAAGAACAAUAAUGGAGCAGGUGUUUUGCUUUUAUCUGAUAUCUUUGGGUUUCAAGAUUCAGCCACAAGAGAUUUUGCAUACCAAGUUGCCUGCCAUGGUUACAAUGUCCUUGUUCCAGACCUAUUUCGUGGUGACCCCUGGGAAAAGGGCCGACCAAAACCAAUGUUUGAACAAUGGCUGGCUAGCCAAGACCCUCAGAGGGUUGCAAAUGACAUAGCAACCUCAACAAAAUGGAUGGUUGAUGAAUUUAGAGCUGCAGGAAUUUCAAAGAAACUUGGUAUCAUUGGAUUUUGCUUUGGAGGUGGCCGUGUGAUCGAUGUUUUAGCCGCUGACCAGGGUGCUUGUUUUAGCACUGCUGUCUCAUUCUAUGGGACCAGGAUGGAUCUGGCAGCGGCAUCUAAAAUAAAGGUGCCUGUGUUGUUCAUUUCAGGGGAUGAUGACCUACUCUGUCCGAUUGGUGUUUUGAGCAAGUUUGAGAAGAUCAUUGGCAACGGCUCUAGGGUUGUAAUCUUCGAAGGAAGAGGUCAUGCCUUUGCCCAUCGACCAGGAUCUACAGAAGAGGAUGCAGAUGCUGAGCAGGCAUUUACCUUGAUGAGGAAUUGGCUUCAUGAUGGCCUACUCGUAAACAGUUGAGCGCAUCUAUGUUCAUUGGUUAUCUUACAGGGUGCUUAAGGUAGAAUUGGUGCAUCUUUCUGGCAAUACUCUGAACAAGCAAUUUGUUCUUGAGGAUGCUCAUGCCCAUUGAUGUAUAUACGCUAAUUAAUGUCGUUUUUCAUCUCUUUUAUAUUACAAGAAUUUUCAGGAUAA